Messenger RNA from Sitophilus oryzae (rice weevil), 3453 nucleotides. Its product is annotated as presequence protease, mitochondrial. The transcript is spliced from 5 exons. Gene Ontology annotation, molecular function: metal ion binding. The coding region runs from base 246 to 3299 and encodes 1017 amino acids. Lineage: Eukaryota; Metazoa; Arthropoda; Insecta; Coleoptera; Curculionidae. Gene Ontology annotation, cellular component: mitochondrial matrix. Gene Ontology annotation, biological process: protein processing. The record is from RefSeq and is a predicted model, not a curated record.
UUUUUAUCCCUAUUUGAAAUGUUUUUAUGAUAUUACUUGUUGUCAGCUAUUUAAACAUUACACAAUAUUAUCAUGUGUGUUUUAUUGAUCUAAAAUUUAACUGAAAUUUCAAUUUUUGUCUAUAAAACGGUCUUUUUUGUGUUUAGUUUUGUGAUUUCUUACUGUUGGCACCACCUUUGUUAAACCUCAAAGUUAAACCUUAAAGGAUUGUCAGAUUAUUUUUGCAACCCUAUCUAAAAUUGAACAUGUGGCGCAAUACAGCACAGUACAAGAAAUAUUCACGGGCCUUGUCACAAGUGAUUAAACAAGCCAAAAAUUCAGAAUGUGUGUCAGAUUUAGAUAAUAUUGCAGUUAAUGACAGACUCCAUGGUUUUUUGGUAAAGAAAAUAAAGGAUAUUGAUGAGUUUAGGAUUAGAGCUAUAUACCUAGAACAUGAAAAAACCAAAGCUGAAUAUUUACAUUUAUAUAGAGAUGAUUCAAAUAACUUAUUCUCAGUUAAUUUUCGAACUACACCAAAGGAUAGUACGGGAAAACCCCAUAUAUUAGAACAUACAGUUUUGUGUGGUUCCGAAAUGUUUCCUGUGAGGGAUCCUUUUUUCAAAAUGCUAAAUCGAUCUUUAGCAACAUUUAUGAAUGCCAUGACUGGUUCAGAUUAUACCAUUUAUCCCUUCAGCACUCAGAACUAUUCGGACUACAUAAACUUACAGAAGAUUUAUUUAGAUGCCGUAUUUAAUCCCCAAUUAGCUAAAACUGACUUUAUGCAAGAAGGUUGGCGGCUGGAAAAUGAAGAUGUUAACGAUAUAAAAUCAAAGUUGAUUAUAAAAGGAGUUGUGUAUAAUGAAAUGAAAGGAGUGUUUGCAGAAAAUGAAAAUAUAUUUUGUCAGAAAUUGCAAAAUUCUAUAUUGCCUGAUCACACUUAUGGUGUUGUGUCAGGGGGAGAUCCUAAAGACAUACCAAAUCUUACAUGGGAAGGUCUCAAACAGUUUCAUAAAGAACACUAUCAUCCUAGUAAUUGCAGAUGCUUAUCUUAUGGUAAUUUUCCUUUACUACCUUCUUUAGAAUACAUAAACGAAGAAUACUUUUCAAAAUAUGCUUAUUCCCAACCAAGUAACACUGUUGUACCCAAACAGAAACGAUGGAGUGAACCUAUAAAAGAACAUAUAAGUUGUAGAUAUAAUUCAAUGGAGGAACCUAUAGAAAAACAGAACUAUAUUGCUAUAUCUUUGUUAUUGUCUGAUUGUACAGAUGUUUACGAAACUUUCCUUAUGCAGUUUCUUACUGAUCUCCUUCUAAAAGGCUGCAACUCUGCAUUUUAUAAAAGUCUUAUAGAACCAAACUUUUCAAGUGGAUUUACUCCAUCUGCAGGCCUAGAUACACAAUCCAGAGACACUGUAUUCACGAUAAGUUUAAAAGGUCUGAAGAAAGAAGAUUUUGAAAAAGUCGAAGACAUUUUUAACAAAACAAUUGAUGAGGUAAUUGAAAACGGAUUUGCUCCUGAUCAUAUAGAAUCUGUGUUGCAUUCAGUUGAGAUUGCUUUGAAACACGAAACAAGAAACUUUGGAUUGAAUUUGCUGUUUCACCUUUCCCCUCUUUGGAAUCAUUCCACUGAUGUUAUUUCUGGUUUGGAAGUAAACAAAGUGAUUGAUCGGUUGAAGAAUGAACUUAAAAGUAAUCCCCAUUACUUACAAGAGGUUGUGAAGAAGUACUUUAAAGAAAACAAACAUAAGCUAGUGCUGACUAUGAGUCCUGAUAAAGAAUAUGAAAGUAAACAGGAAAAAACUGAGGCGGAAUUGUUAAAGAACAAAACAAGAGGUUUAGGAGAUAAAGAUAAGAAAGAAAUAUACGAGAACGGUUUGAAAUUGAAGGAACUACAAGAAGCGACUCAGAACACUAACUUGUUACCUACUCUUGUCAUGGAUGAUAUAAGUUGUGACAUAGAGAAAGUCAGUAAAGUUAUUGUUAGUAUAAACAAUGUACACACUCAAAUUAACAAAGUAAAUUCAAACGGGAUAGUUUAUUUCAAAUCGAUAUUGAAUACUACAGAGUUAUCUCAAGAACAACAAAUGCUUUUACCGUUAUUUUGCUAUAUAAUAAACAAAUUGGGGACGGACCAGUUGAAUUAUAAGGAAUUUGAGAGUUUGAUGAACAGGAAAACUGCUGGAUUAAAUUUUAUGGCUCACAUUGCUGAAAGUUUGUAUCACUUGCAUACAUAUGAGCCUGGAGUGUACAUUUCUAGUCAUUGCUUGGAGAAGAAUGUGGAGAACAUGUGGGAUUUGUGGCAGCAGGUUUUCACCAUAUCGAAAUUGGCCGACGUAGAUAGGUUUAAAAUGUUGGUACAAUUAUAUAUGGCUAACUUGACACAUGGCAUUGCCGAUUCCGGUCACGUCUACGCUAUGCAGGCAGCCUCGAGCUUAGUUUCGGCUUCGUCCUACCAGGUGGAGCUACUGUCCGGCCUUCAGCAUAUCGCCUACAUGAAGGGGCUGAUUCAGACGUCAAAUUAUAGCGCUAUGCUGGAAGGAAUUCUGGACAUUGCCAGGACGCUGUUUGACAAGCGAAAAAUGAGGGUCGCUAUAAAUACGUCUCCAGAAAACCAGUCCGCCAUUUUGCGCACUUACGAAAACUUCACAUCCCAUCUUCCAUCCAACGCCAAUACCCUUUCCCCAGAAAACUCCUACAUCACGGGAAAAACCUGGACAUCUUCCGACUCCGUCAACUGUCAGCACCACGUCAUCAACAUCCCCGUGAAUUUCUGCAGCAAAGCCGUGCUAACGUCACCGUUUGCCACGCCGGAUCACGCGUCAUUAAGGAUUUUGGCCAGGUUCCUAUCUUCGAAGUACCUCCAUCCGGAACUCAGGGAAAAACGAGGAGCUUACGGCGCUGGGGCGCGUUUGUCUUCUGAUGGAGUUUUGGCAUUUUACAGCUACAGAGAUCCCAACGGAGCCGAGACGCUUGACGUGUUUGACGGCUCCUACGAUUGGUUCAAGAAAGAAUUUAAGAAUGCGACUGAUCAGGAUCUUUUAGAGGCUAAAUUGGGAGUGUUUCAGUCAGUUGACGCUCCUAUACCCCCUAGUUCUAAAGGAUUUGAUGAGUUCAGCAGGAGGUUGACUCCAGCUCUGCUUCAGAGGCAUAGGGCUGACAUAAUGGCGGUGAAAAAGAGCGACUUGGAGAAUGUGGUGGAGAAAUAUUUGGGAGAAGAUAACACCUUCAAUUGCGGUAAAGUGAUUUUGGGAUCCAAAAACGAGAAAGUUGACAUGUCGGCGAGAAAAGAUGAGAUCUGGACUGUUGUAGAUAGUGCUUAAAGUUAUAUAUUGUUGAGUUUUUAAUACAUUACAUGUAAUAAAAUUAUAGGUUUUGUAUGUUUAUUUAUGUCGUGUUAAAAGUUUGAAACCAGUUGUAUUGGUUUUACUAAAAAUUUGUAUUGAUUUUUAUAAAAUAAAACUGUUGAAAAAAGAA